ACGCGGCGUGCGUCGGGCGGCGGCGCCAGGACUGGCGGGAGGCUUGAGAGGCGGGAGCGGCCGCCGCCAUGGCCAGAGUGUGGCAGCACCCGUACCUCAACGUCUUUAAGCACUUCAAGGUGGAAGAGUGGAAGCGGUCAGCGAAGGAAGGCGAUGUGACGACCGUUAUGGACAAGACGCUCAAGGGAACCGUCUAUCGGAUUCGGGGUUCGAUUCCCGCCAGCAACUUUGUCCAGCUCCCCAAGACCAGCAGCCAGUCUCUGGGGCUGACGGGGCGUCACGUCUACCUCCUUUUCAAGCCGAUGCCCGCCAAAUACUUUGUCAUUCACCUGGAUGUGGCCACAGAGGAUAGCCAGGUGGUCCGCAUUUCCUUCUCCAACCUCUUUAAAGAAUUCAAGUCCUCAGCCACGUGGCUGCAGUUCCCUUUCAUCUGCGAAGCCCCUCGGAAUUCAGAGAAUGACUGCACAGCCAAGACCUCCAAGCGAGACCACAUCGGGAUGGCCUCCGCCAGCGGGCGCUGGACCUGCCUGCAGCUGGACCUCAACCUGACCUUGGCGUUGUUCCUGAACCGCCACUACAGCCACCUGAAGAGCAUCAAACUGUGCGCCAAUCUGCUGGUGAAGAACCUGUUCACCAGCGACCUGCUGUUCGACCCAGGGAUCACCUUUUCGGAGGCCCGCCGGGCCAAGCUGGCUCUCCCAGGCUCUUCUGCGAUGCCCCGCGAGAUGGCUUUUCCCGUCUCCAAGGGACAGAGCUGGCACGACCGCUAUACGUUCAUCAGGUUUCCCUCCGAUGGCCCCCUUGCGCACCAUGAUUGGAUUCAGAGAGGCGGAGGCGGAUCCCCUCUCCCAGCAGGUCCAGCGUGCCCUCUUCCCUGCCCAGUGCUGCUCAGCAGACCCGUCCAGGACCGAGUGGCCCUCGUCCAGCAGAUCACCAGUCCCCUAGCUAGGCUUCGCCCACCUCCCUCUGGGAUGAGGACACCUCCCGAAGGGAGCCGGGCAGGCCCCAGGCGGCCAGAAGCGGCAUCUGAGAGACACCGGGACACCGGCGGACAGGAGCCCCUUGCUGGAGGGGAUGCCACCGGUCCAGCCUUCCCCAGGGACCACAGAGGCUGCCGCGGAUCCCCUCACAGGCUGGCUGGAGACCCUGGCAGCCUGGGUGAAGCCGGGACUGAUGAGGUCGCCCACACCCCGACUCAAAGAUCAGCGGUCACUUCCGACAAGAGAGCGCUGCAGCACAGCAAGCUGCUGCCCGACCCGAUCCUGAUGCUGAGGGGAAUCAUCGGCUUCGGUGGCUGCAGCACCAGUCAGGCUCUGUGGACUCAGGACGGCGCGUCGGUGGUGUACCCUUGCCACGCUGUGGUCGUCGCCAUGCAGACGGAAACCAGGGAGCAGCGCUUCUUCGUGGGCCACACCGAUAAGGUUUCCUCCCUGGCGUUGAGCGGGAGCAGUGCCUUGCUGGCCUCCGCCCAGACUGGCCCACUGAGCUUGGUGCGGCUGUGGCACUUCCCCACCGCGAGAUGCCUGGCUAUGUUCAAGAGCCCCGUCCGCUCCGUCUGCUCCCUCAGUUUUUCCUUCAGUGGCGUUAUCCUCUGCGGCGUCGGUAAAGACUGCAAGACUGGGAAAACGAUGGUGGUGGUGUGGAAUACGGCUCAGGCGCGCCUGGGAGGUGACGUGGUGGUCCUGGCCAAGGCCCACACGGACGCGGACAUCCAGGUCAUGAAGAUUGCCUUCUUCGAUGACACCAGGAUGGUUUCGUGCGGUAGAGACAAUGUGCGUCUGUGGAGGAUGCGGGGCGGGGUCCUGCGCUCCUGCCCCGUGGCCCUGGGGGAGUACCACUCUCUGGACUUCACGGACCUGGCCUUUGAGGCGGGUCAGUCAGCUGACCGGGCGCCCGAGGAUCGCCUGCUCUUUGCCUGCAGCCGGAGCGGUCACAUCCUGGACAUCGACUACACGAGCCUGACCGUCCAGAACGCCCGGCGCCUGCUGCCGUCUCCGGUCUGGCCUGCCCGCCAGAGAGAAAGGCAGACGGUUGGCUCAGGCCCGGGGAUCGCCAUCAACAGCAUCAGCGUGUCGUCGUCCUUCUGUGCCACCGGCUCGGACGACGGCUACCUGCGGCUGUGGCCCCUAGACUUCUCAAGCGUCUUCCUGGAAGCCGAGCACGAAGGCCCUGUCAGCUGGGCCGGCAUCAGCCCCGACGGCCUACGCGUCCUGUCCGCCACCUCCACGGGCAACCUGGGCUUCCUGGACGUCCCAUCCCGUCACUACAGCACCCUGAUGCGCUCCCACGUCAACUCGAUCGUGGCCUUUGCCUCGGAGGGACAGCGGCGGCAACUGGCCACGGCCUCUCGCGACCACACCGUCCGCAUCUGGGACCUGGACGCUCGGCAGCAGCUGUUUGACUUCACCGCCUGCGACGCUGAGACCCCGGGCCCUGUUGCCUUUCACCCUUCCUGGCCCCUCCUGGCCUGCGGCUCCAGCAGCGGCACAGUGAGAACCUUCAGCUUGGCGGACUCGGACCUCGUGGCAGAGCACAGGCAGCACCAAGGGGCAGUCACCGGCCUGGCCUUCUCCCCGGAUGGCGCCUACAUGUUCAGCUCCUGCACCAGGGGCACCGUAGCGCUCUACAGCUGCUCCCUCCAGAAGCCCAGUGUUGUCCGGGUGUUGGGGAACGUGGUGUGCCAGGAUAACCGCCCGGGCUCCUGCACCCUCGCAGUCAGUGGAGACAGCCGGCUGCUGGCCUGCGUGGGUCCCUCCGAGUACACGGUGACCGUCAUGGACGCCUGCUCCCUGGACGAGUUGCUCCGGGUGGACAUCAGCAUCCUGGAGUUGGGCAGCGCUGGUGUGGACUCUGCCGUGGGCCUCUGCUUCGCCCCAGGGCCCGGUGGCCAUCUGCUGGUUUCCACCUCCUCCCACAAGAUCCUGGUGCUCGAUGCCUGGACCGGCCGCUUGGUCCGUGAGGUGUCAGAUGUUCACAAAGCAGCCUGCUCCUCGUUGGCCGUGAGAGGGGACGCCCGCUUCCUGCUGACGGCCGGUGAUAGGGUGGUCAAAGUGUGGGAUUACCAGAGGAUGUCGAGCGACCACUUCCAGGUGUUCAUUGGCCACUCGGAGCCGGUGCAAGGAGUGGCCUUUACUGCCGACCAGGAGCAGGUCAUCAGCGUGGGGGAUGCCAUCUUCCUGUGGGACCUUUUAGUGGCCCCUGAAAGAGAGGUGGCCCCGGGCAGCGGCUGCCGGUCACCCGAUACCCUUCUGUCACCCGAAGUCAGCCCCGGUGCCACGGAGAGCGGCGACGGGAUCCCCCGGCAGUCGGUGCCCGUACCCUCUCGAACUUCUCCUCCUCGGCUAGAUGGCGGGGCCGUACCCCUAGGGGGAGGAGGCCAAGGUGUGUUUUCAGAGUCUGAUGAGGAAGGAGUCCACGUCCAGGGUCCCGUCUCUCCCCCUGUGCCCCCAGAGAAGCAGCAAGGCGAUGGCAGUGGCAGGAUGGGAGCCGUGGCGAGCCUGUUGAGAUGGCCUCGAUCUAUGUCUGUCAGACACUCCAGAAGCAGCCCGGAGACCCGAAGAGCACAGCCUGAUUCUGAUCAGCAUUUCCUUGCUCCCUCCGAGGCGUCGCCCCUCCCCAAGCGUGCCUCCUGUCCGUCGGCCAGCUCUGAGCGGCUGAGGCUGAAAGCUGUCGUGGGCUACAAUGGGAACGGUCAGGGGAACAUGGUGUGGAGACCAGAUACAGGCUUCUUCGCCUACACCUGCGGCUGUGUGGUGGUGGUGGAGGACUUGCACUCUGGCUCCCAGCGGCACUGGCUUGGCCACCCCGAGGAGAUCUCCACCCUGGCCGUCAGCCACGAUGCCCAGGUCCUCGCCUCGGCCUCCGGGCAGGGCAGCGGCGCUUCCCACUGCCAGGUCCGCAUCUGGGAUGUGGAGGAGGGGACGACCCACAGGGUGCUCUUCCACCACCAGACCGCAGUGCAGGCCAUGGCCUUCUCCCGGGACGACCGGCUCCUUGUCACUCUGGGGGACCCUUCGGAUGGCACCCUUGCCCUGUGGAGCACCCUCACCUACAAGCUGCUCUCCUCCACCCGCCUCUCGGAGCCCACCCCCGCGGUGGCGUUUAACCCUUUCUCUGCCGACGAGCUGGCCUGCGUGGGCCGGGACAGCAUCACCUUCUGGCUCCUGGACCAGCACAGCACCGAGGUCAACCUCAAGAUUCACAGGGUCGCCGUCCCCGACCAAGUAGGACCGGUGGAGCUGUCGUCCCUCUGCUAUGGCGCCCCUCCGCUGCUCUAUAGUGCCACGGGCUCCGGCCAGAUCUGCGUGUGGGACACCGAGACCACCCGCUGCUUCAUGUCCUGGCAGGCCGAUGAGGGCGAGAUCGGGCUGCUGUGGGGGUCCGGAAACCGACUGGUCAGCGGCAGCAGCAGCAAGCGACUACGCCUGUGGGCGGUGGGAACGGUGCAGGAGCUGAGGCUGGCGGGCUCGGGGGCGAGGUCCAGCUCUGUUCUCUUAGAGCAUGAGAUGAUCCUGGAUGGAGCAGUGGUGAGCGCCAGCUUUGACGACAGCACGGACAUGGGCAUCGUGGGCACCACGGCCGGCACUCUGUGGUACAUCCACUGGGCCGAGAGCACCAGCAUCCGCCUCAUCAGCGGCCACAAAAACAAGGUGAACGAGGUGGCGUUCAGCCCCGGGGAGUCCCACUGUGCCACAGGUGGGGAGGAUGGCAGCGUCCGGGUCUGGUCGCUGGCCAGCAUGGAGCUCGUGGUGCAGUUCCAGGUGCUCGGUCAGAGCUGCCGGUGUCUAGCCUGGAGUCCCCCUUCCCGGACCGGAGUGGAGGACCACCAGCGGGUGGCGGCGGGCUACAGCGACGGCACCCUGAGGCUCUUUGGCAUCUCCAGGACCGAGCUGGAGCUGAAGAUGCGGCCGCACUCGGCGGCCCUGACGGCAGUCGCCUUCGCUGCGGGGGGUGAGACCAUCCUAUCAGGGGGCGAGGAUGGGUUGGUGGCCGUCAGUAGUCCCCGGAGCGGGAUCACCGUCCGGCUGCUCAGGGACCACGAGGGGUCUCCCAUCACCGUGAUCCAGAUCAGAAGCCGAGAGGCCCGUGACUUUGGGCUGGAAGGUGGAGAGCUGUGGUUGGCUGCCAGUGUGGGUCGACGGGUGAGCGUCUGGGUUUCCGAAUGGCUGAAGGACCGAUGCGAGCUGGUUGAUUGGCUGAGCUUCCCAGCUCCCGCCACCCAGGAGGUCUCCAGCAGGCCUCUGGCAGCCUUUUGCCCCUGGGAUGAGAGCCUGGUGGUCUGCACAGGCUUUGGGAUGCAGGAGGAGGUUAUUUUCUACAACCUCUACCAGAAGCAGGUGGUGGAGCAGAUCCCGUUGGCUCACCCUGCUGCUUCCCUGAGCUUGUCUCCCGCAGCCCAUCUCAUGGCGAUCGGCUUCAGGGGAGGCCUGCUGAGGCUGAUCAAAUGUCGGACUAGGACGCAGCAGGACUUCGUGGGACACGGCCACCCCGCCCACCUGUGCAGGUUCACCCCGUCCGGCCAAUUGCUCUUCACGGCGUCCUCCAACACUCUCCUGGUGUGGGAGGUGAUGGACCAGUGAGCCCCGGGGCCGGUGCCCGCGUGGCAGCUCGGUGCUCGGAAUCAGAGCCCAGGCUGGUCUGGCGGCAGUGGGCAGGGGGAGUGGCAGUGCCAGUGGUGGGGGGCAUUGUCCAGGCCCCCUGUUGGGUCUUGGCUGCUGCCUGCCAGCUCCGCCCCGCGUGGCUGGACCCGGGGCCCAGUGCUUCUUCGGUCACCCUGAAGCCCUCAGAGCUGAACCCUUGGGCCCAGCCGGUGGAUGGAGCUGAAGAUUCUUUGCCUGACUUCCCAUGAUGGGGCUGGGAGGUCCCAGCUACAGCUCUGCUGCGGGAAGCCAACACACGUUCAUCUGGGCUGGGGUCGGACCGCCCCUCCCCGCUCUGCCCUUUCCUGGGCAUGGGCCUUGGCCCAGAGGCUGAAGCGUGCCGUCAGCAACAAGCCAGGGCCCAGCUGGAAGUGGCCAGGCACUCCUCUCUCUGGGGUGCCCUGAGGUAAGCCGGAACGGUGACUCCCGGCAUCCACCGGGGUGAGCGCUUACUUGUGCAAAAACCAAAACUUGGAUGAGGUCCCGACCUCACCCCCUGGCUUAGCCAGAAUGGCCUCCCGGUCCCACCCUGACUCGGCCACCGUGGCCCGGGGCCCCUCUAGAUGGGGAGCAGAGACUUGUGCAGGCUGGGGAUUUGCAGAUUGUCCCUCCGCCUGGAUCCUUCAGCUCAAUCCCGGAGUGUCUCGUGUCGUCGUGAAACGAAGGGGGUCAGAGGGCAAGCUUCUCUCCACGACUUCCCAGUGCCUUGAAUGGACCCAGUGGCCCAGGGAUUUAGGGUCAAUGUGGGUUUUGGUGGUGUGCAGAAGGAGGGAGGGGACCGUUGAUAUUGGGGACGGAACCCUGUAAUUGCUCUGACUGUGGGCAGAGUGGAGUUGGCAGGCCAGCAGUUCUCUCUUCCGGCCUUUUCUCUCCAGGACUUUUUCGCUUUCUACUCUUUUCAAUAAAAAUGUGGGGUUUGGAUCUGCCCAGGAGCCCAAACCAGCCGAGG
This is a messenger RNA of Ornithorhynchus anatinus (platypus), 6588 nucleotides long. RefSeq names its product WD repeat domain 90 (gene WDR90). The coding region runs from base 69 to 5579 and encodes 1836 amino acids. Gene Ontology annotation, molecular function: protein binding. The transcript has 43 exons. Gene Ontology annotation, cellular component: centriole. The record is from RefSeq and is a predicted model, not a curated record. NCBI's taxonomy places the organism in Eukaryota, Metazoa, Chordata, Mammalia, Monotremata, Ornithorhynchidae.